GUUGUCAGCGGGUGUACGUGUUUCAAUUAUCCCAAGUUCUUUCAAACGUAAAUUAACGACGCCGAAAGUGGUAACACUGCACGGAGUCCGUCCAAUAAAGAGGCCGCGUCAUGGAAAAGAGUUGCGGGAUUGGUGAACAACGAAUUUGCAGCCUCGAACUCGUGCAGCUGCCCGCUCGCCAGCAUGCCUGCUGCAAAGGAAGCGAGCCGUCACACAAAAGCAAGAUGGAGGAUCUCACAGUCGAAGUAUGCGGCGAAAACGGAGCAUAUUAUAAGGCCUUUGUCAGCGAUGUUUUUGAAGACGAAGUUCUGGUAACUUUCGAAAAUGAUUGGCAACCGGAAUCAAAAUUUCCAUUUGCUCAAGUACGGCUACCUCCUAAGGAUGGUCCAAAACCAGAAUUUCAGGAGAAUCAGGAAAUCGAGGUAUUUUCUAGGUCCAAUGAACAUGAAGCGUGUGGAUGGUGGAAGGCAAUUAUUAAGAUGAUCAAAGGUGGUUUUCAAGUAGUUGAAUAUCUAGGAUGGGAAUGUGCUUAUACCGAAAUUGUAGCUAGUGAGCGACUGAGGGCAAAAAAUCCUAAUCCCCCUAUUGACAAAAAUACAUUUCACAAGAUCGAAAUGGAAGUACCUGAAGAUCUAAAAGAUUUUGCCAAAAUGGAUAAUGUACAUAAGGAAUUUCAAAGAGCGAUAGGGGCGGCAGUGUGCCGAUAUGUGCCUGAACGAGGAGUAUUGCUGGCCAUCUCUCGUCAUGAAAAUCUACAUCGUAACAUUACCAUGAUUCAGGAGAUGCACUUUAGAAACUUAUCGCAAAAGGUAUUACUUUUGAAAAGAACAGAAGAAGCGGCACGUCAACUUGAGUCGACUAAACUUCAAACGAUUGGGGGCAAAUUUAGAUCUUCAAACUUUAUAUAUCAGCGUGUCUCAGACUUUGAGGCAGGAGUGAAAACAAAUUCAAGAUACACAGACGAAUUUAAUGUUCGUGAAGACCUGAUGGGUUUAGCAAUUGGUGCUCAUGGCGCAAAUAUUCAGCAGGCGAGGAAAGUCGACGGAAUAACGAAUAUAGAAUUAGAAGAAAAUUCCUGCACAUUCAAGAUAUAUGGAGAGACACAUGAAGCGGUUAAAAAGGCUCGUUCCAUGCUCGAAUAUAGUGAAGAAUCUAUACAAGUUCCACGUGUUCUGGUAGGGAAAGUAAUCGGGAAAAACGGUCGCAUAAUACAAGAAAUUGUGGACAAGAGUGGUGUAAUAACGACUGGUUCGAGUGGGAAUAUGUAUACUGAUAGAGUGCGAGUGAAAAUAGAAGGCGACAACGAACCCCAACCAACGAUUCCAAGGGAAGAAGGUCAGGUGCCCUUCGUCUUUGUUGGUACUGUUGAAAGUAUUGCUAAUGCCAAAAUGUUACUGGAGUAUCAUUUGGCACAUUUGAAGGAAGUAGAACAAUUACGACAAGAGAAAUUAGAAAUUGACCAACAGUUAAGAAGCAUCCAUGGAUCAACUACGGGACCAAUGCCCAAUUUUCCUCCAGCAAGACGAGGAAUGAUUGCUGGUCCAGAGGAAGGUGGUGGAGGUCGUGGUGGCCGUGGUGGUCAAUCUCGUGGACGUGGCAGAGGUAGAGCUCCCACCAGACACAAUGCCGGGUUACGUCGAGAUACCUUAGAUGGUAGCGAAGACCGGGUAAGAGACUUACCUCCAAGAGGUGGUCAUCAAGGAGGUGCAGGAAAUUCGGGGUAUAUGGGCGGUAGACAAGGUCGUCCUCCACCUCAACGUAGAGACCGCAGAGACGAGCGUCGCCGAACAACAGAUGAUGAAGACACAGUUCUUGACAGUCAAGAUGUUUCGAGCAUCGAUAGAGAGUCUGUAUCAAGUGUGGAGGGUGGACCUAAAGGCAUAAGACGAAGACGGCUUCGACGUUCUCGACAACGUAGUUCUACACCAACAAAUAGUGAACAAGGCAGCAAUGCCGCCCCAGGAGACCAAUCAACCGUAACUAGUAAAGAAGGGACACCAGCAAAUGACAUUUCUGCUACUAACAACAGUUCUCAAGGCCCUAAAGGCCAGAGAGAACAACGGUUUCGUCAUCGUAUACAACAGAGCAAUAAGCCUAAAGAAGCUCUGGUUAAUGGUACCAGUGGCUAAAUAACCAUUAUGGUCGACAAUUGCUACUUAUGUAUAACACUACACCUGAUGAGAGCUAUUAACACCCAGCACAUAACAUGACGCAUACCUACGCAAGGACUACACGAUUAUGGAACGCGACAUGAUUAGUCUACGCUCGUUGUUAAGACUGUUUGCUACCGAUAAGAAUACGACAGUUGUUUAAGAAAUCGUCAUUCUCCUUAAACACAUUUAAGGACACACAUUAAUAUCCAUGCAUGGUUUAGUUUAAUGAUAGUUAUUACGCUAUCAUGUUUGAUAUAUGGAUACAUUCAUUGGGAGAUAGUAGAAGCAUCUGGUAAAAAGGAAUCCCCUGAUUGUGAAACUGUGCCUCAUUUUUAUACCGAGCUCCCAACUUGUGUGACAGUAAUUUCGACGUACUAUACAGUACCUCUUAAUCACUUGUGAAACGAUCCAAUAAUAGCCUGGAUAUUCGUGGCUCGUACGUCAAUUAUCAAUUUGAACAAUUUUCGUCUAGAUGUGUCGCUAUAUUCUCAUGACAAAAGAACAAGAUACGUACGAAAAGGCAGAAUGUAAUCAGUUUCAAUGUUAUUUCUAUUCCCUUAACUAAUUAAAUGUUUGUUGUCACAAAGUUAUUAAUAUGUUUAAACAUACAUUACGGCCAGAAGUACGAGUUUUGUGUUAUCUUGUAUUCGUUUUUGGAAAAACGAAGAUAGAACCCACUGAAUAUAACUGUUUUGCGACAUAACUAGGGCGAAACUGAAUGUGAUGUAAGAAAAAUGGAUUUCCGUUGUUAGACAUAACAAUCGUAGGCGGCAGCUGCAUGAAAUCUGGGUUUAAAGGUGUUCCCAAUGAUGUUCCUUCUAUUUACUUCACAAGAUGAGUUUUUUUUUUUUUGGUUUACAAUUACUAGUAGAAUUAUUUAACAACACUAGAUUUUUAUGUUUCAAUGCUGAGUGUUGAUUAAUAAUACCAUGAUGAAUGCUAAAAUGACUUAUUUGAUUGUAAAAGAACACAAAUGGGUGUGCACAAGAAGUCGGUUUUUAUUUCCGGGUUCACUUCUCACGUAAUUUAGUCUUUUUUUUUAUUACAGUCUAAGCAUACUAUAUCAAACUUAGAAUUUGAUAUAAAGUUCGUUUCUGCAUUCUUUCGCAUGAUUUAAAAGGAAAGUAAACGUAUACUUAGUAAUACCAAUGUAUGAUGUGCCAGAGAAGGAAUGAUACAUGUUUUAUGAUAUCUAGCUGAAGUGCAGACUUAGCGCAUACCUUUAUUACUAUAAUACUACUUAGUCGAAAUGUGGAUGUCUGAAAAAAUAAAUUAGCUUUACUAUACUAAGCUAUAAAAUAGAUAUGGCUAACUGUUUUAAAUUGAUUAUCGGUGACUAUUAAAAAUCAACUGUCAAUUUAAAACAGUUGUCUCUUCUUCCGGAUAUGACAACAACUAAUCGGACGUGUCUCAUGAAUUUUGCAAAAACGCAUGGCGGUUGAUGCAAUACUUGACACCUAAUAAAGUAGCUGCCAUUUUAUCUGAAUAUUCUUAUGGCAGCCAAAAAACUGAGAUAUCCCCCAACUUGCUUGUUUCAGAUACAUUUGUAUUGAUUGCAGUUUGUGCAUAAUUUAAGAAUAAAACAUUUCUGUACAUAGA
Messenger RNA from Hylaeus anthracinus, 3752 nucleotides. RefSeq names its product fragile X messenger ribonucleoprotein 1 homolog (gene Fmr1). The record is from RefSeq and is a predicted model, not a curated record. Bases 111 to 2129 code for a protein of 672 amino acids. Gene Ontology annotation, cellular component: axon; membrane; nucleus. Gene Ontology annotation, molecular function: translation regulator activity; protein homodimerization activity; mRNA 3'-UTR binding. The transcript is spliced from 15 exons. Gene Ontology annotation, biological process: regulation of mRNA stability; central nervous system development; anterograde axonal transport. NCBI's taxonomy places the organism in Eukaryota, Metazoa, Arthropoda, Insecta, Hymenoptera, Colletidae.